AUGGGUGACCUCUGUCUGACACAAACGAUCCGUGAGAGGGAUCAUAUAUAUUGGCUUUCUGGAGUUUAUUUGGCAAAAUAUUCCUCUUCAGACUCUGGUAUGCGUGAAAAGAAACGUGUGAAAGUUGUCUCAGUUCAUGAUGCAGGCUUUCCAGCCUAUGCUCAGGAUGCUGGAAUAACAGUAUGGGCAGUGUUUGGCUUCAACGUGCACGGUGACAGCACCCCUGCUGUCCUAGCACAGCCAAGAACAUUGACUCCGUUGGGAGCACGGAGUUUGUACAAUGUGGGAGCUAAUUUCCGUGCUCGAUAUAUCAUGGGAGGCUCCGUCAGGGCACAGAAUACCUGGAUACAGGACCUCAAUCAGCAUAGCCUGGAUCCUGAACAAGUGAAAGUAUACUCCACGUCGGAACAGUUCACCGAGGCUUCAGGUCUUGCAUUCAUGCAAGGAUUGUACCCGCCAACGGGCAAUACGAAUCAGAGUUACACCUACCUUGACGACACUUACAUCCUGUCGAACGGCAGUAUAAUCAGUUCUCCCCUGAACGAUUAUCAAUACCCACGAAUCUAUGCGAGCAGUUUGGCGGAUCCCGGCUCAAUCUUUGUUGCUGGGCAUGCGGACUGUGACAAGUACCAAGAGCUGGAAGCAGAGUAUCAAAUCAGCGCCGAGUUCCAAAAAAUUGAAUCAGAUAAUGCCCAAUUCUACUCGGACAUGUAUGAUGUUGCCCUCGAGGGUGUGAUGACCAGGGCCUCCGUAGGCUACGCGCGAGCCACAGAUAUACACGAGUACCUGGAGUAUAACUAUUUGCACAACAAGAGUCUUGCGGACGCAUUGUUAUCUCAUGACUUACAGAGGGCCAGAGUACUGGCGAACCAAUACACGUACGCCACCAACGGAAAUUUGACAGUUUCCAAGAAAGAUGACGGAAACCAGGUUCGUGGUAUCGCAGGCCGCACUCUAUCUCGUCUCAUUCUCCAGUCUCUCCUUACAAACAUAGAGACUCAGGGAUCCUCCUCGAAAAUGACCUUGGUUUUUGGAGGCGCUGAACCGGUCGUCGCUUUCGCCGGCUUGAGCCAGCUUGCAUCGACAAUGAAUAGCCAGUUUUAUGGUAUGCCGGUCCUUGGAGCUUCGAUGGUGCUGGAGUUAUUCAGCAUGAACCCAACCUCUUCAGAUGUGUACCCAAAACUAUCAGAUUUAUUCGUCCGUUUUCUUUUCCGCAACAGUUCUUCAAUCCACGAAGGGUUCACUGAAUACCCCCUUUUUGGCUAUAGUCCAAGUCAAAUCAACUUGCCCUUCAAUGAAUUCGCUGCAGUACUCCGCCAAUUCAUGCUUCCGUCAACAAAAGCAUGGUGUGAGGCAUGCAAUAGCUCACCGAUGUUCUGCUUUGGCGCCGCGAAUAUGGGUAAAAAGCAAAGCAAGAACCAUUUGAGUCUGGCUGGCGCGGGAGCUAUAGGAGCAGUUGUUACUCUUGCAGUGGUAGCAGUAGCUAUGGGUAUUGCACGGUUUUGCGGUGUUGGGUUAUAUCGACGACGCAGAUCCUCAGGUCUAGGCGGUUUCAAGGGCAAUAGAAAGAUGGCUAGCGACCAGGAUCUCAGUUCGGCGACUCCAUCAAACGGGGCGUUCCAAAAGAUCGUUCCCGGUGGAGGUGCAAAUGUCAAGAGUCAUGAGCGAACCGGAAGUUGGGAAAUGAGGAACAAAGAUGGAGCGGGUGAUAAUGUCUCGCAGUUAGAUGAUGAGAGAGACGAGGAUAUCAGCGGCAUUGCCGAACCGGUCAAGUGCCAUCAAAUUGUGUGA
Talaromyces stipitatus ATCC 10500 is the source of this 1791-nucleotide messenger RNA. RefSeq lists its product as uncharacterized. Bases 1 to 1791 code for a protein of 596 amino acids. NCBI's taxonomy places the organism in Eukaryota, Fungi, Ascomycota, Eurotiomycetes, Eurotiales, Trichocomaceae. The transcript has 2 exons. Gene Ontology annotation, molecular function: phosphatase activity. The record is from RefSeq and is a predicted model, not a curated record. Gene Ontology annotation, biological process: dephosphorylation.